GUUCUGUGUCAAAGUGGUGUCAAACUAAACUGUUAUUGAUAAAUUUAUUUAAAAAGGAUGUUUGUUUUUGUAAAUAAAUAAAUUGACUAAGUAAAUACAAAAUGCAUAACAAUUCGCAAAAUUCGGAAGUGCAUUCAAACUGUCUAUUGUUAAAAAACCUCAAAAAAUCAAGAAACAUCUUUCUUUUACUAUACUUUUAUGGAAAACUCAUUCGUUAAAAAUUUGAAUCAAGCGCUUCUGGAUGUGGACAUAGUCAUAUUUAAUGGAACAUAAUGGAUUUUUCUGGAGACAAUGAAAUUGUACCUAGUAGUAGUUGCCAGUUUGAAGAUGGUAUUAGAAGCUGUAGAUUUAAGAAAAGACAAAGUGAUCCUACAUGCUGUCCUGUAUGCAGCAUAACUUUGAGAGAAUCUGAAGUGCAUUUGCACUUAGAUUCAGAAAUAGAAAGACUUAAUAAAUUACAAGCCUCUAAACUUAAAGUGAAUGGUAAAAAUACCCCUAGUAGUUCAUCAAAUGGAUCUUCUGAUAGUAGUGGUGAUAAAAAUUGGGAAACAUUUCAAAAAAUUCGUACAAAUAGGCAAAAUAGACAAAGAACAAAAACUAGAAAAAGAAGAGCUGAGGAAACAUGUCCAGUGUGUAACAAGGAGGUGACUGAGGACUUAACUUUACAUGUAGAAUUGUGUCUUAGAAGAUCUGAGGCAAAUGGUAGUGAAAGUGAUGAAAACAUUGAUGUAGAAGCAUUUGAAGAGUAUGAGUGGGCAGGACAAUCACGUGUACGUGCUACAAGCUUACUGCAAGGUGGUGUUUCUAGUUUAGGAACUUCUGUUAGUAUGGCGGAAGAUGAUGAAGACUUAAAUGUUGAUGGAGAUGAUUCUCAUUUAUUUGGAUCGCCUCAAUAUUCUGAAAAUGAUGUGAUACUCCCUUGUGAAAAUCCAGAAAACAUUGCUUUACGUAAAGCAGUUACAGGGAGUGAUCCAAAACGAAUAUCUCCUGAAAGGACUGAAUUUGAAUCUAUUGAAACCAAGGGUGAUCCUAUUUUAGAAGUAUUAAAAAAUAGAAUUAGAGAAUUAGAAAGCAGGGAAUCUAACAAAGAAGAAGUGUACAAAUGUUUGAUAUGCAUGGAAAGAUACAAGACUCCAGUUAUUUCAGUAUGUUGUUGGCAUGUGCAUUGUGAAGAAUGCUGGCUACAAACUUUAGGUGUAAAAAAAUUAUGCCCCCAAUGUAAUAUGAUUACAUCACCAUCUGAUCUGAGGAAAAUUUACAUGUAGAUGAGUACUUUAUAUUCUUUUGUUUUUUAUUUUACAUAAAUACAUAUUUUUUAAGAAAAUA
This is a messenger RNA of Psylliodes chrysocephalus, 1326 nucleotides long. NCBI's taxonomy places the organism in Eukaryota, Metazoa, Arthropoda, Insecta, Coleoptera, Chrysomelidae. The record is from the annotation of a GenBank genome assembly.